CUCUACGAUGGAGGAAGUACAUUAUGGAUCGAAAAAAUAUCCAAUUGCAGCGAAAACUCGCAAAUCGAAGCUUGAUUUCCUCGCCGGUGUUCGGAGUCAUUACGAGAAAAAACAAAAGGACGCAAAGAUCGCCAAAGAACCUCGCAUCAACCUAUCGGUGCCGGGAACGCCUGUGUGUUCGCGCUACCUGCGAAGACUCUCAAGCCAAUACGUUGGGGAUGAUGAACCAAGUGGCGAGGAAGCACGCGACCAGACUGGAAAUGAUCCAGUAGCGAAUGAGCUCAUCGUCAGCAGUAUUAUACUGGAUAAAUUUCUGAAAGAUAUGCAUCAACUGUCGGUAGACAAGGAAAAUUCAAUACCUCCCAUCCAGCAGCAGACAGGACAGGAGAAAUCCAAAAUAGGCAACAGGCAUGAAACAACUGAGGAGUUUUUCGCCAAGUCCGAUGAACGGAAAGCCUAUCAUAGAACAUUUUCGGAAGCAGUUGGUACUGUUGGAGAUGCACCAGUGAUCGAGAAAAAUCCGGUGGUAAAGAAGUAUUUUGAAGAGUCUGCUACACAACGGAGUUAUCGUCGAGAUUUUUCUGAAGCGUAUGGAGUGGUGACUGAAACGGAUCCCAUUGUUCCCGCCGAAAAGAAACAGAAAAAAAUUAAAAAGAAGAAGAUCAGCCCAAAAACAGCAAAGCCUGAUGAUACACGGCGCGCGAAACUCAUCAGCGACUCUUCCGAUGAUGAGUUGACCGAAGAGGAUCGUAGUAAUUUCUUGCAGGAAUUGGACCAGCUGAAGGAAUCGAAGAAACGGCUGGAGGAAAAGCUUAAUGCCUAUCAAGCUAAGACAGUGGCUGAAUUGCAAGCCGAUGCUUCGGAAGAGAAAAUCACGCAACAGUUCUUUGAGGAGUCGGAACAGGCAAAAACAUAUCAGAGAUCGUUUUCGCAAGCAGUCCAAACGUUGGGAGACGGUCCACGAGAUGUACGUGAUCCUACGGUACUGCAAUAUUUCAACGAUUCCGCAUCACGCCAAACGUAUAGACGAGAAUUUUCCGAAGUGUACAACGAGUUUGCCCCAGUCCCAGAGGCAACACCGAACUUCAAACCAACAGUGCCGGGAACACCGAUUAGCUCCAGGCAGUUGUACAAAUUAAAAAACCACGUUGACAUAGAUCCGGUCACCCCAUCCCCGAUACAACAGCAGCUCCCAACUGCUGAAAAAUCUUCGUUCCUGGUGGAGGAAUUGCAAGCUUUCAAUCAAGAACUAGAUCGUCUGCGAGAGAAGAAACAGUUGGAAACUGUCCCAACCAAGGAACAACCUCAGCCCCGCGCCUCGGAUUUUUGCGUAGACAGUUACCUCAACACGUCAAGUCAGAAGCAAGCGUACAGCAGAUCCUUUUCCGAGGCAGCUCAAACACUUACCCAAUCGGAUGUGAAAAGCCCAACGGUCCGUUCGUUUUUUGAAGACUCUUCCCGCAAGGGCACUCUGCGUCGAGAUUUCUCGGAGGCAUACCAAGAGGUGGAGGUGUCAACCCCUCCGGCAAAGCCGAAAGCACAAGAAGCCGAUGUAACAGCGAAAAAGAAAACUGGUGCAUCAUAUGACCAAGAUCAAGAUAACAGACCCGCUGGUGAUGAUAACCAGCCAUCCAACACUUCCCUAACAGGCACGGGCGCCGUUUCCAUCCCAGGCACCCCGAUCAGCUCGAGGAAGUUGACCGCUUUCCGACGUAGCACGAGCGUUGAGCCCUCGGGCAAGACAAGCGAAGCAACGGCAACGACUCCGGUAACACCGUCCCAGGAAGGCCUUCCGGCGAUGGCUCGAGUUCCAUUGACGCCGCAACUUGAUGUUUCAGUGCCAAGACCUCCACCGACCGCGGGGAUGACGACAAUCCCGGAAGCCGGAUCCAACGGACACCUGUAA
Molecule: messenger RNA, 1906 nt
Organism: Anopheles maculipalpis
Lineage: Eukaryota; Metazoa; Arthropoda; Insecta; Diptera; Culicidae
Exons: 2
Coding region: 8-1906 (632 amino acids)
Source: RefSeq, a predicted model, not a curated record